CGUGCGAUGACGAGGUCGAUCCAGCAAAGAUAAAAGAGGUGGCUCAAGCAGCUCAGCAGCCAAAGGACCAAAGGACCAAAGGUUGAGGGAAGAUGCAAGUCUUCUCGCACGUGACUCCCCACCUUCCAGCUGAUAGGAGUCGAACCUCUGUCCCUGCACAAAGCACAACGCAAAGCGAGAAAAGCGAAUGCAACUCAUCAGUAUACAGAAUUUUUCAAAGGUCCAAAGUCGAGUGACUUACAUACUUGACAAGAAUACCAGGUGUGCGCAGGGCAACGCCUAUCCCCGUCAGGGCAAGACUUUUGACCGUUUCCAUCGAAACCCUCCCAGAGGCUCCGAAAUUCUUCGGCCGCCAGAAACUGUCGGCACGCAAUGGAUCCUAAAUUUGGCGUGGAGCCCGGAACACAGCAGCAUACAAUCUCCUGCACUGAGUGUCAACGGCGAAAGCAAAAAUGCAGCCGCCAAUGGCCGUGCAAUCAUUGCCAGGCCCGCAAGGUUCCACACGUGUGCCAUUUUGCAUCCAAAAAGCCCGCAUUCGGUAGUGACGUGAAAAUAAGCAGUACGAAUGGGGGGAAGAAACGAAAGGAGCCUGAACAGGCCAUAUUUUCCUCGCCUCUUGAAAGACUAGAUGGUCAAUACUCUGCUGCGGAUGCCUUUAAAGCUUUCGGAUAUCUUCAAUCCGACGGAGAUCCCCUUGUGUUUGGUAUGCUAUCUGAGUACAAGGACGAGAAGCUUGAUAAAGAAAAUGAAAUUGCCACCAAGGAAGUGCCUCCACGGAUUUAUUGCGACGCGAUUGUUCAGAACUAUAUGGACGUCUGCAAUUAUUGGUAUUAUCCAAUUUAUCCUCCACAAUUUCUGGAGAGCUACAAUAGGUGGUGGGAGAACAGGGCGACAAGAAAGAAGAACAAGCCUGAGUUUACCUGCCUGCUGUUAAGAGUACUGUCAAAUUCUACUCAAUGUGUUCAUCCGGCGCUGCGAGUGAAGCUCGAGACUGAACUUGGCGAGAGUCUUCAAGAACUAACCCAGAAAUACCAUGAUGCUGCGGAGAGACUGAGUAACGUAAUCAAGCCUGGAGUUGGAGGGAUCGCACAAGUUCAACAGUUGUUUCUUACUGCUGUGUGGUUGAAAUCAGAAUGUUUGUUCAUUGAUGCAUGGCAUGCACUGGGUGAUGCCAUACGCUAUGCCCAAGAAGUCGGCAUUCAUAAUGAAGCAUUAUGGGACGGUCUGACAGAAUUUGAUUGCGAGAUUCGUCGAAGACUGUGGACAACUCUUUACAUCUGGGACCGCUUCAUGGGAAUGAUGCUCUCACGCCCGUUGCUGAUAAACGAUAGAUAUUGUUCUGUUAAGUACCCUAGCGUCAAUCUGGAAUACGACCCUGCGUACCCCGAUUUACCAUGCCCUCAUAAGCAUAUGGAACUUCAGCAAAGGUUGUGUCAAGCAGUCAUUGGAGAUUUUGAUGGAUCGAAACCCACGAUCUCUGUCGAUGAUGCAUUGACGGUGAUACGUGCUGUUAACCGAUGGCUGGAUACCCUACAUCCCGUGUAUCGACUGGUCGAUACAGACACGCGCUACGAUGCAACGCACAAAUACCUCAAGCUUCAACGUCUUCAGACAGUGUGCAUGGGCUACAGUUCCAUCGUUUCCGCGCUCAAGACUUUCCUCACCCAAACAAACAAACCCGAGCCCAAGCUUGACAGCAGAAUGCUGCAAGAGCUACAGGGAAUUGCAAUCGAAAAGUGUUUGCAGCUUAUGGACAUUGCACAACAGCUCGCAGACCUCUACAUUCCCGACUUCAAUAAAUAUUUUUUGAUCGUGUUCACGCCGUUCGAUACCUCUGCUCUGUUAUGCUCGGCCAUCAUACACGACACGAAACGCAUUUUACCACGUCGUAAUGAUAUAUUAAAGGGAAUCGCGCAGGGACUCUCCCUUCUUCGACGGCUUGCACAUAUCACCAAGACGGGAUCUGUGGCGGAGAGUGUGAUAACUUCCCUUGUAUUCAAGUUCAGUCUCACCCAAGAAGAGAACGCAAUCCUGUACAGCACGGCGCCUAGCGAGAGUCCGCCCGCGAAACGAAUAGCUUCCACGGCCAACUCGUACACAGCCAGCGAGCCCAACAGCACUCCUCCUUUGCCAAGCUUGAGUCCUGGCGAUAAAAAUACGACUACAUCGUCCGAGUCUACUCCAUCAGUGCCAAUGACCACUACUCAAUCUACGCCAGAUGACCCAACCAUCAUAGCAUCUGCUACGGUGCCAAACUCCAUAGCCGAAGGAGGCUACGCACAUCCUUCUUUCUCCACUGAGAUGACGGUGGAACAGAUGGCGAAUUUCGAUUUCGGCCCAUUGGGACCCGUUUUCGAUUGGUCGCAUGUGAACUUGUUUGAGGAGAAUCAACAUGCCUUCCAGUUUUGAUGGCCUUUCCUUUUUUUUUUUCAAAGAAAAAAAAAAUCCAAGAUUAUAGCUCUCAAAUCGAGACUGAUUUUGUGUCAUGCCCAUUGUAGUAAAGAUGUGUUUGAGUCUUUGCCGCGGGAAAUUGCAA
This is a messenger RNA of Verruconis gallopava, 2536 nucleotides long. RefSeq lists its product as uncharacterized. Gene Ontology annotation, cellular component: nucleus. The record is from RefSeq and is a predicted model, not a curated record. Gene Ontology annotation, biological process: regulation of DNA-templated transcription; DNA-templated transcription. The transcript is spliced from 2 exons. The coding region runs from base 373 to 2409 and encodes 678 amino acids. NCBI's taxonomy places the organism in Eukaryota, Fungi, Ascomycota, Dothideomycetes, Venturiales, Sympoventuriaceae. Gene Ontology annotation, molecular function: DNA binding; DNA-binding transcription factor activity, RNA polymerase II-specific; zinc ion binding.